Molecule: messenger RNA, 1553 nt
Organism: Poeciliopsis prolifica (blackstripe livebearer)
Lineage: Eukaryota; Metazoa; Chordata; Actinopteri; Cyprinodontiformes; Poeciliidae
Gene: gdpgp1
Product: GDP-D-glucose phosphorylase 1
Exons: 2
Coding region: 152-1231 (359 amino acids)
Biological process (GO): glucose metabolic process
Cellular component (GO): cytoplasm
Molecular function (GO): GDP-D-glucose phosphorylase activity
Source: RefSeq, a predicted model, not a curated record
GCGUAGCUGGGUCAGCUUCCUGGUUACACUCACCGCAUCAGAUGUGCUUAAUUUAAUUGGAAUAGGAGACAGUUCUGAAUUUUGAAGUGCUUUACAUCUGUUCAUGUAUCCAUGAAGCAGUCUCUUUGUGUGCGUACACAAAGGUCCAACCAUGUUGCCUCAGUUUGUGUACAGCACUCAGGAUUUUGUCACAGAUGUGCUUCAGAAAAGAGAAAACCGUCCACCACCUUCCAAGCUCGACUCGCUCAUCAGAGAUGGUUGGACAGACAGGAUGGACAGAGGACUCUUCCGGUACCAUCUAGGGGAUUUAAAAACGCGUAUCCUACCAGGGUCAAAUGGUUACGUCGCUCAGCUCAAUGUCCAACGUGGAAUCGAGAGGAGGAAGCCCCAGGAGAUACUGAGCAUUCAGCAAGAGUUUAACCCCAGUCAGUUUAACUUCAACAAAAUAAAUGCAGAAGAAAUUAUGUUUGAGAUGAAGGACACAGGUGGAGGGAGAGAUGUACCUGAUGACCAGUUGCCUCAAACUUGCAGGAUGGUUGUGUUGAUCAAUGUUAGCCCUUUGGAGUUUGGACACUGUCUUCUUGUUCCAGAUCCGUCUCUCUGUUUACCACAGAUCCUGACGAGAGCUGCUGUCCAGGUCGGUAUCGAGUCUGUGCUCCUCAGCUCCAGCCCAGGUUUCCGUGUGGGGUUCAACAGCCUUGGAGCAUUUGCCUCUGUUAAUCACUUACACCUUCAUGGAUAUUACCUGGACUAUGAGCUGAAGAUUGAAUCCAGCCUGGUUAAGCCUUUGAUACCUGAGAAGAACUUUUUUCGCAUCCAAGAUUUUCCGGUUGGAUUUUUGCUCUAUACAGAAUCCGAAGAAGUGGAGACGGCAGCAAGAACGGUCUGUAAAGUGACAGACUUUUUUCUGGCUGAAAACAUCGCUCAUAAUCUGUUCCUGACCAGAGGAUGCCCACCAAGUGGUCAAAUGCAGACUGCGAAGGAGAGCUGUUUAAGAAAAGGUGUACGUAUAGCUAUUUGGCCCAGAACAUCCUGCUUCGGUGCCAAAGAGGAAUCUGCCUUUAAUGUUGCACUCUGCGAGUUAGCAGGGCAUUUACCCUUUAAAAAUAAAAAGGACUUUGAGUGUACAACUGAGAGAGAGGUCAUCAGUAUAGUUCAGAAGUAUCUUCUGCCUGAUGAUGAGUUUCACAAGCUGGAAGAACAGCUUGUUAAACACCUACUGACUCAUUAAUGUCUGGAAUACAUUUUGAAAGACUUAAAGAUUCAGCGCAGUGCAUAAAACGUCAGAAUCAGUUAAUGAGUUGCUAAUGCUUUUGCUUUUGGGUUACUGACUGAAGUCUACUAAUAAAUGCACUUUCAUUUAAAUGUCAGAUUUAACCUAAGAGGGUACCAGGACCCCCUUAGAUCAGUGUUGGAAACUUGUGUGUAAAUAAAAUUUUAUUUGAUAUACAAUAAUAUAGUCUUCAUUUGAUAACUCUUAAGUGUUACAGCUUUUGAAACUGGACUUAUGUAGGUUAGUCAAGAGGCAAAAAUAAGAAAAAAAAAAAAAAAAA